ACAUAAAAAUGGAUCAAAGUGACAGCAGUAGCAGCAACUCCGACCACCACCACCACCACCACCAUUCAGCGAUGCAGCUCGCCGGCUCAUCCUCCAACCCGGCCUCCGCCGCUUCCGAUCCACCCAAGAAACCCAAACGGUCCACCAAAGACCGUCACACAAAGGUCGACGGCCGUGGCCGCCGGAUCCGCAUGCCGGCUACCUGCGCCGCCCGUGUCUUUCAACUCACUCGUGAACUCGGCCACAAAUCCGACGGUGAAACCAUUGAAUGGCUCCUCCAACACGCCGAACAUGCCAUAAUCGCCGCCACCGGCACCGGCACCAUCCCGGCCAACUUCUCCACUCUCAACGUCUCCGUUCGUAGCUCCGGUUCUUCUUCUCGUUCAGCGCCUCAUCAUCAUGAACUUUUUGACUCUUCAUCCUUGUUAGGCUUUCAACAUCACCACCAUCAUUUACUCUCUUCUUCUUCUUCUUCUUCUUCUUCUUCAUCUUCAUCUUCUUCUUCUUCAUCGGAAAGGGUGGCUGCGCCGGCGAUCUGGAUGGCAGGACCGUCGGAGUGGACGGGUGGUGGUACAGUGGCUGCACCGCUUCAGUUCAUGUCAAGGAUUAACAUGCCUGCAGUUGCUGCAGGGCCAUUGACUUCAAUGCUAGUACAACAAGCGCCGCCGGCGACGGCGGUGGCGCAUCUUGGUCUUGGAUUGUCUGACAGUAAUCUUGGAAUGCUUGCUGCUAUGAAUAGUUUUAAUAGAAGUGGUUUGAGUUUAAAUUCUCAACAUUAUUAUCAUCAUCAUCAUCAUCAUCAUCAUCAACAACAACAGCAACAACAACAGCAGCAACAGCAGGAUGAAGAAGAAGAAGGUGGUGGUGGUGGUGGAGAGAGUGGAAAGUCACACUGAGUGACUAUAAU
Molecule: messenger RNA, 907 nt
Organism: Dioscorea cayenensis subsp. rotundata (Guinea yam)
Lineage: Eukaryota; Viridiplantae; Streptophyta; Magnoliopsida; Dioscoreales; Dioscoreaceae
Product: transcription factor PCF3-like
Exons: 1
Coding region: 9-896 (295 amino acids)
Cellular component (GO): nucleus
Molecular function (GO): DNA-binding transcription factor activity; sequence-specific DNA binding
Source: RefSeq, a predicted model, not a curated record